GACCCUCUGGCCCGGGUCCCGCACGGCCAACAUGGCGGCCCCCUUGGCGCUGCGGGGCGCUGCGGCUUCACCUCGUAUCUUCCUCAGGGCGGGUGUUAGCCUCGCGCAGAGUCAAGGCCUCUGGAGAGCGGCGGCUGCUGAAUUGCAGACAGUUGUCAGAUCUCAGGUAUUAAGGCUAAGACACACCAGGGUUGCAACAACAAAGAAAAAUGUUGCUGCCUUAAGACGAGAAACUUACACAGAGGAUUUUAUUAAAAAGCAGAUUGAAGAGUUCAACCUAGGAAAAAGACAUUUAGCCAACAUGAUGGGGGAAGAUCCAGAAACUUUUACCCAAGAGGACAUUGAUAGAGCGAUUGUUUACCUUUUCCCAAGUGGUUUGUUUGAGAAGCGAGCCAGGCCAAUAAUGAAGCAUCCUGAGCAGAUUUUUCCAAAACAAAGAGCAAUCCAGUGGGGAGAAGAUGGCCGUCCAUUUCAUUUCCUCUUUUAUACUGGCAAACAGUCAUAUUACUCAUUAAUGCAUGAAGCCUAUGGGAAGCUACUAGAUUUAGAGAAACAUCAGAAUCAGCUGCAAGCUAAAGGUCUGUCUCCAGAAAAAGCAAAAAGCAUAGACCUGAUUGGCAGCAGAUGGCUGAUUAAGGAGGAACUAGAAGAAAUGUUAGUGGAAAAACUGUCAGAUCAAGAUUAUGCACAGUUCAUUCGGCUGCUGGAAAGGUUAUUGACAUUGCAGUGUGGUGCUGCCGAGGAAGAAUUUGUGCAGAGGUUUCGUAGGAGUGUAGCUAUUCAAUCAAAAAAACAGCUGAUUGAACCUGUGCAGUACGACGAGCAAGGAAUGGCCUUCAGCACAAGCGAAGGUAAAAGGAAGAGUGCAAAAGCAGAAGCUACUGUUUAUAAACAUGGAAGUGGAAGAAUCUCAGUGAAUGGAAUUGACUAUCUACUUUACUUUCCAGUGACGCAGGACAGAGAGCAGCUGAUGUUUCCCUUUCACUUCCUGGACCGGCUGGGGAUGCAUGACGUGAGUUGCCGCGUGACGGGCGGCGGGCGGGCGGCACAGGCAGGCGCCAUACGCUUGGCCGUGGCCAGAGCCCUGUGCAGCUUCAUCUCAGAGGAGGAGGUCGAGUGGAUGAGACAAGCUGGACUGCUGACUGCUGACCCCCGAGUCCGGGAGCGGAAGAAGCCAGGCCAAGAGGGAGCCCGCAGGAAGUUCACCUGGAAGAAGCGCUAAGCGUCUCUCCACAGCCAACACUGUCCCUGUGCCCGGCAUGUGGCAGGCACACAGUGACGUUUGCUGGCCAGUGUGGGAUCAUCAAACGGGGCUGCAAGAUCCUUUUUAAAUGUGACUUUGUAAAGAUUAUCUUAAAAAAAAUAAUAAUAAAUCAGUGUUUCACUUUA
Sorex araneus (European shrew) is the source of this 1389-nucleotide messenger RNA. It is a transcript of the gene MRPS9, whose product is annotated as mitochondrial ribosomal protein S9. Gene Ontology annotation, cellular component: mitochondrial small ribosomal subunit; ribosome. The record is from RefSeq and is a predicted model, not a curated record. Gene Ontology annotation, molecular function: structural constituent of ribosome; RNA binding. The transcript is spliced from 11 exons. Lineage: Eukaryota; Metazoa; Chordata; Mammalia; Eulipotyphla; Soricidae. Bases 32 to 1222 code for a protein of 396 amino acids. Gene Ontology annotation, biological process: translation.